AUGAUAUUCCAGCCUGUGUACUGGAGCGGGAGCGCGCCCGGGGGAACGCGCGGCCUCGCAAAGCGUCCUUUUCGUUUCCAUGGAAACCUCGGCCGAGGUCAUAACGCGCAGGGAGAGGAGUUCGGCUCCGACACUUGUGUUUGGAUUACUGAUGAGGCUGCCUUCUGUUUUUAUGCCCCUAAGCUGAGGAACACGCUGCCCCUGGGUAUCAGGAUGUGGAAGUUCAGCCCUGGGACAGAGAUGGAGAGUAACUCUCAGACACUGCCUCCUCUCUUACCCUCCUCUCCCUGUCCAACCACCCCGGGUGGGUCUCUGCCUUUCUUGUCCUCUCCACUGCAGACUCCCUCAAACGUCCACGUCUCGCUUCCACUCUCACCUGUUUCUUUCCCUCCAUCCCCUAGUUCACUCUCUCCUACAGCUGCAGAAUCCAUUCACUCUCCCCCUCUUUCAUACUGCACUUUGUCUCAGUGCCUUGAAGAACAAAACACACACUGCCUCAACUCAGCAAACACAUCUGACCAAGAUGAUCUGACCUGCCUCAGCUGGCUGCAUCAGAGGGGCAACUUGUUGCCUCUGCAGCCCCUGCCCAAAAUGACACCACUGCCUCAGCGAGAGGCUCAGUCCGCCGCUCCCACCCAAGCUCUUCCUUCCUCCUCGUCCAAGCCCCCGUAUUCAUUCAGCAGUCUCAUCUUUAUGGCAAUAGAGGAUUCUCCAGACAAGAGGCUUCCAGUAAAAGGCAUCUACGAAUGGAUUGUGAACAAUUUCCCGUACUACAGGACAGCUUCUGGAGGCUGGAGGAACUCUGUCCGACACAAUCUGUCUCUGAGCAAGAGCUUUCGACGCAUUCACAGGGACAGGAGCCAGUCGGUGGGGAAGGGGUCGCUGUGGUGUGUGUGUCCAGAGUAUCGGCCAGCACUCCUUGAGGUGCUUAGGAAGACACAUUAUUAUCACAGCACAAACAGCAAUCUGUUGAACAAGCCUGCACUGUUAGAGGGACCCGACUAUGGAGUGCCUACGGUGUGUGACUCUGUGGAAAUCUCAGACUCUCUUUCCCACACCCUGCUACUGUCCACACACUCGCCCCAAGCCCUGACCGCAGACAAUCCAACUCUCUCCGAAAACCCGACUUGCCCUUUGACCCCGGAUCAUGAGGAGCUUGUCACCAUGGAGGCGGUUGAGUUCCAGGAGGAGUCUGGCGAGGUGAUGGAGAAAGACCCCCUGUCAGACAGCGGGUACAUAGAGUUACACUAUUACCAGUGUCACCAGUACCAGUACCUGGUGCUGCCCAGCGACACUGAGCUGGAUCUGGAGACUGUGGAGAUCCUCCAGCUGGACGCCGAGGCCCAAGAGGCUGCUGGGUCACUGCUGGACCUGGCAGGAGGUGGACAUUAACACCACGUCUGAUUUAACCGUCACAGCCGAUCUCUAAUUUGCAGUGAGGUGUAAGUAAAUACAACGGACUGACAUAGGUGAUGAUUUAUAUUUCAGUUGUGGGUGGAUUGAUAUUUGUCAAAUCGGCUGCUGUGUGUUGACAUGUUGACACUGCCCUGAAGCUUGAGGUUUUAUGUUAAUAUAAACCGCCUUAUCUGAUGCACUAACAAACAAGGAUCUAGAUCACAUUCCAUGUAUUUAGCUUGGUCUCAAAGUUAGAGGCACUUUGAUUGGAAAAUCUUGAUUUCUUUCUCCUAAUGUAUAAUAACAUCUUUGGGGGGGGAAGUCAAGAAUGUGAGAAAUAAUUAAUUAAAGUGAGAAAUAUGGAUUAGGAGAUAAUAAUGACUGAUGUUCAGAACAGUAAGUGUUUGUUUUGAAUUGUAAUGUUGUUAAAAGACAAAGGUCAUUAUGUUUGCCGGAGUUGUUUGUGAGUAUAUGUUGACAUGCCACUGAAUCCCUGAGUACCUUCUGAUUUUCUGAAACUGAAAAAUCUGAAAUGAAACAUAACCAAUACUGUGAAUAGCCUACAUGACCAUGUAAGCAAAGUCUUUAGUCACGACUCUGGAAUUUGAUUUGGAACAUGAGAUAGAAUAUAAUGUACAUUCACUGCCAUUUAAACCACUCCGCAAUUCAGGGUAUAUUGAUUUUUCUGUCUGAAUUUCUGUCUGUAAGAUUUUCAGCUUGUAUUUUCAAAAGCUGUAGAUUUUGUAAUCCAUUAACAAAUAAACCUUCAUUAUUCACGGAA
This is a messenger RNA of Myripristis murdjan (pinecone soldierfish), 2176 nucleotides long. Its product is annotated as forkhead box protein N2-like. Gene Ontology annotation, molecular function: DNA-binding transcription factor activity; cis-regulatory region sequence-specific DNA binding. Gene Ontology annotation, cellular component: nucleus. Lineage: Eukaryota; Metazoa; Chordata; Actinopteri; Holocentriformes; Holocentridae. The record is from RefSeq and is a predicted model, not a curated record. Gene Ontology annotation, biological process: regulation of DNA-templated transcription. Bases 1 to 1392 code for a protein of 463 amino acids. The transcript has 6 exons.